Messenger RNA from Numida meleagris (helmeted guineafowl), 3526 nucleotides. It is a transcript of the gene ANGPTL2, whose product is annotated as angiopoietin like 2. NCBI's taxonomy places the organism in Eukaryota, Metazoa, Chordata, Aves, Galliformes, Numididae. Bases 625 to 2097 code for a protein of 490 amino acids. The record is from RefSeq and is a predicted model, not a curated record. The transcript is spliced from 5 exons.
CACCGCGCCGCCGGGCCCAACCCGCCGCUGCUCUGCCGCUAGCUGGAGGGGAGGCCCCAAGCACACGUUUCCCUUGUAGACCCCCAGCGCCAGUGGGAGGAGGAACGGCUCAUCCAUCCAACCAGAGCCUGUCGGCCUGCUGCGUGCUUCCCCCCCCCCGAGAUGUAAGUCUCCCACAAAGGAACUGAAGUUCAAAUAAGGCUGCUUCAGCCUUGCAAAAAAUGAUGGACUCACGAUUUUAAAACCAGAAUGCUGAGUUCUCUCCUACCGAAAGGAAGCCUGUGUCUCAGCAGUAACACUGUACAGACACAUGGCCAAGUUGUGAAAAAUCUUUAAAAAAAAAAAACAGAAAAAAGAAAGGGAAUAUUUUUGUAGAACACCUAGAUAUUUGCUUAUUUAAAUUCAGAGCAGCAUACAAAGCUAUUCAGCUACAGACUUCAGGCUGCAGUCAUUGAAGAGUUAUGUAUAUGAUACCAACAGCCAAGUGAGAUGUCACAGCUCUUGCGGACGAGCGGUUCUGAUAAGCUUUGAUGAAAGCACGCUAAGGACGGAAGAAAGACGACGAAGGAAGCAGGAUUUUAUGAAGUUCUUUGCAGAAGAAUAUCUGACCAGAAAUCGAAGAUCAUGAUGACAACAGGAUUCAUCUGUUUAAUGCUUAUAGCUGCUGUAGGAACUGCUGCAAGCAAAACACAGGAAUUUGAAGGCAAUGAUGAGGAAAGAGAACAAGAAUUCAUUUAUAUGAACAGAUACAAGCGUUCCAGUGACCCGCAGGACAAAUGCACUUACACCUUUAUUGUACCUCAACAGAGAGUGACAGGUGCCAUUUGUGUUAAUUCUAAGGAACCUGAGGUUCUAUUUGAAAACAGGGUAAAUAAACAAGAAUUACAGUUACUUAACAAUGAACUCCUUAAACAAAAGAGACAAAUAGAAACUCUCCAGCAACUGGUAGAGGUAGAUGGUGGAAUUGUUAAUGAGGUCAAGCUCUUAAGAAAAGAGAGCAGAAAUAUGAACUCUCGUGUCACACAACUCUAUAUGCAGUUAUUACAUGAAAUUAUCCGAAAACGGGACAAUGCCUUGGAACUUUCCCAACUUGAGAAUAAGAUUUUGAAUCAAACUGCAGACAUGCUGCAGCUUGCAAACAAAUACAAAGACUUAGAGUACAAGUAUCAACAUUUGAUGUCAAUUGCAAAUAAUCAGUCAAUAAUAAUUACUCAGCUAGAAGAAUACUGUCAAAGAAUUCCAUCCAUAAAGCCUCUGCCACAAACUCCACAACCACCAAGCAAAGCGUACCAGCCUCCUACUUACAAUCGCAUGAUUAACCAGAUAUCUACUAAUGAGAUUCAGAGUGAUCAGAACUUAAAGGUUCUGCCACCUACUUUACCAACCAUGCCUGCAGUUACUAGUAUUCCCACUUCAACUGAUAAACCAUCUGGACCCUGGAGAGAUUGUCUACAAGCAUUAGAAGAUGGUCAUGAUACAAGCUCCAUUUAUCUUGUAAAACCAGAAAACACAAACCGACUUAUGCAGGUCUGGUGUGAUCAGCGGCAUGACCCUGGUGGCUGGACAGUCAUUCAAAGACGGCUGGAUGGUUCUGUCAACUUUUUCAGAAACUGGGAGACAUACAAGCAAGGAUUUGGUAAUAUAGAUGGAGAAUAUUGGCUCGGCUUAGAAAAUAUUUAUUGGUUAACAAAUCAAGGCAACUACAAACUGCUCAUAACAAUGGAAGACUGGUCAGGUCGAAAAGUAUUUGCUGAGUAUGCUAGCUUCAGACUGGAGCCAGAAAGUGAGUAUUACAAGUUGAGAUUGGGACGCUACAAUGGCAAUGCAGGAGAUUCUUUCACUUGGCACAAUGGUAAACAGUUCACCACGUUGGACCGAGACCACGAUGUAUACACAGGUAAUUGUGCUCAUUACCAAAAGGGAGGAUGGUGGUACAAUGCAUGUGCGCAUUCAAAUCUUAAUGGAGUUUGGUAUCGUGGUGGACACUACCGCAGUCGAUAUCAGGAUGGUGUUUACUGGGCUGAAUUCCGGGGGGGAUCAUACUCACUAAAGAAAGUUGUUAUGAUGAUAAGACCUAACCCCAACACAUUCCACUGAAAUAAUUCUUCUCUUGGCUAGCUUUCUUGUUCUGUUUUAAAAAACAUGUAAAGGUAUACUUUUAUUACCUGGAAUUAUCUUUUCAGAAAUAAGGAAUGUAAGAUAUUGUACAUUUAUUGCUAAGAUGUGAGGGCUUGUAUAUUGUGUUUUCAAGAAUCAUUCCAGGAAAAUAAAAGCUGAAGAAAAAAGGAAGUGACAUAGCAUUCAGAGCACCUCUUCAUAUUAAAAGCUGUUAUAUUAAGCCUUUUAGAAUUGACAUUUGAGAUGGACUGUAGAUAAAUUUUCUGUUUCUUACUCCCUGUAAAUUAAAUUUGGAUGGUAAAAAUACUGCCACAACAUUGAAAUAUUUUUGAAUGUUAUAUUUUGUAUAAAUAUUCUCAAUUUACAAACUGUACAGCAAGAGUUUUAUUAUUAUUAUGAGGAAUUACUUGACACAGGAAAUCAUAUCCUUUGAACUAUGUAGCUGGUAUAUGUACAGUAGUCUGAUUAUUCUAAUUUAAUCUUUGUUAAUUUACAUGAAUAAAAUUAGUACCACAUAACUUGAAUUUGUGAGCAGAUAUUCAAAUCAUUACUGUUGUGAUAAAUCCAGUCUUUCCCCUUCACUUAAAGCAUUUUAAUAAUCUGCUCCUACAGAUCAGAAUUCACAUUUGAUUCAAGUAUUUUAGAUGAAAAACUUCAACAAUUUUUCUUACCAAAAUGAAGUAGCUGCACAAGGAAACUAAUCCAGAUUUACUAUGGAUAUAACAUGCUGUAUAGCCAAUGUGUUAUACUAUGCUAUGCAACUGUGACAAUAUUUUACACCUGACUUCAGUCAUUACCUGCUGUAUAAGCUCCAUAAUCAGAAGUGGCUGGGUAUAAAUUAAAGGGACUAUCCAACUUUGCAGGCAAAUGAUGGAUACCAAUAUAUAAGCUAUUUAAUAUUUUUAGCCAGUAGAUAAAAGUUAUAUAAAGAAGUUACGUGUAGCCAAGACCAGUUAUUUACCAUAUUUCACAAUUAUAUUGAUGUCAAAUUAUUACACAGAUUUACUCAUCUAUAUUUAGAGUUCAGCCACAACUAUAACAUACGGACUGGUAUAAUUCCAAUAUUCUUCUGUGGUAGGUUUCUAAAAGAUUAUUAUAACACCCCUUUCAAAACAGAAACCACCAUGAAAAAUGUAAGUAAGUUAAGGAAUGCAUGUAAGAGGGAAAGCAAAAGCCCUUGGAAAUUCAAUAUAUGUCUUAGUAAGCCUGCAAGACACUAAGUGUGUUUGUUUGCACAUCUUUUCCCUCAUUACCUCAUCACUUCUUUACAAAGAUAUGAUGUGCAUUAAACUGAUGUGUGAAGUAGCAUAUGUUGUAUAUAAAUGAAAGUAUGGUUUUUAAUGAGUAAGAUUACCCCUGUAAUAUUGGAAUCCUUUAAUAAAGCAACAAAUGUUAUUUUGACUGCUCA